GCCGCACGGAGGUGGAAUAACGUGCAUCUGAACGUGUUUUCUCGCCAGAUCUCUUCGCUGUCUAUUGGAAUCACGUUAGCACGCUAGUUAACUCAUCUGGUUCCUCAACUUCAGUCAGUUUGUUUGAAGAUCGGUUAUAGUAAUUAGCGAAACAAAAGUACUCUGUUUGUAUGCUCUAUGUUAUACAUGCGUGUAUUAUCACGCUAUGUUGGCUGAAUGUGACAAUGGGUUAAAGUCACGAGCUAACCGGCUAACCAGCUAACAAGGUGAAAUCAUGCAGCGGUCAGAGGGCGGCUCAGAGUCAGCGUCCACUGUGGCGCUGAGAACAUCCACUUCGGCCCAGGCGCUGGUGGUGCAGCCCGUUCCCGCCUCACAACAGCGUGUGUUAGUUCAGGCCACUGGUUCUUCCCAGAAGGGAGCUCAGGUGCAGCAGUUGUCAGUGCCUAGAGUGCAACAGGUCCCUCAGCAGGUCCAACAGGCUCAGCAUCUGUAUCAGUCCCAGGUGCAGUAUGUGGAGGGAGAAGAGGCGGUCUACCCCAAUGGCACAAUUCGAACUGCAUACUCGUAUAACCCAGAGUCACAGCUUUAUGGACAGGGCAGUGGAAGCAACUAUUUCGACUCUCAAGCCGGGGGCACCCAGGUCACCACCGUUGUCUCCUCUGCUGGCGGAGUGCCAACCCACGGCAUGGUGGGCAUAGCCAUGGAUGUGGGCGGCAGUCAGAUAAUUUCCAGUGGCAGUGCAUACCUGAUCCACGGUGGGAUGGAGGGUGGCCGCCACCUCUCUUCUCACUCUGCCCGCUCCUCAUCUGCUAUGCUUGAAAUGGCGAUUGAAAACCUCCAAAAGUCAGAAGGGAUUGCCACUCACAAAAGCAGCCUACUCAACAGCCAUUUGCAGUGGCUACUGGAUAAUUAUGAGACGGCUGAAGGUGUGAGUCUGCCACGCAGCUCUUUAUAUAACCACUACUUGAGACACUGUCAAGAACAGAAACUGGAUCCGGUGAAUGCUGCCUCCUUCGGCAAACUCAUACGCUCUGUUUUCAUGGGCCUUCGCACACGCCGACUUGGCACCAGGGGGAACUCAAAAUACCAUUAUUAUGGCAUUCGUCUGAAGCCUGACUCGCCCCUCAACCGCUUCCAGGAGGACACUCAGUACAUGGCAAUGCGACAACAACCUGUCCAUCAGAAACAAAGGUUCAAGCCCUUCCACAAGGUGGACGGGAUGGGGGACCACCUGUCCAGCCCCCAGCAUUCCUCUAGCACCCCUGAGCAAAGCGUGGCGGCCCAGAGCCAGCAUCACCAACAGUACAUUGAUGUGUCCCACGCCCUGCCCCCCUUUCCUUCUCCUGAUCUCGGCUCGUGUCCUCUGCCUGAGCCAAUCAGCAUGAAUGAUGUGAAAAAAUUGCAGAGCAACUACAGGAUCCACUGUGAGGCAACUUUGGAUGUAGUAAUGAACCUACAGUUCCAUCUCAUAGAGAAGCUAUGGCAGACCUUUUGGUAUUCAACAGCGCCAUCUAGUGACGGAGCCACAACAAUUAAUAACAGUGAUGAAGAUGUGGAGGAGAUCAGAGGUUUCCCAAGAGAGAAGCUGAUUGCUCUGUGUAAAUAUGAACCAAUCCUACUGUGGAUGAGGAGCUGUGAUCACAUUCUGUAUCAGGCACUGGUAGAAAUACUAAUCCCUGAUGUACUGCGACCUGUUCCCAGCACCCUCACUCAAGCUAUCCGAAACUUCGCUAAGAGUCUGGAGGGGUGGCUGACCUCAGCCAUGAGCGACUUCCCACACGAGAUUGUCCGCACUAAGGCUGCAGUAGUGAGUGCGUUUGCGCAGACCCUGCGCAGGUAUACCUCUCUGAAUCACCUGGCUCAGGCUGCACGUGCCGUCCUGCAGAACACCUCUCAGAUCAACCAGAUGCUCAGUGACCUCAACAGAGUGGACUUCGCUAACGUUCAGGAGCAGGCAUCCUGGGUGUGUCAGUGUGAUGAAAGUGUGGUCCAACGCUUGGAGCAGGAUUUUAAAGUGACCCUGCAGCAGCAGAGCUCUCUGGAUCAGUGGGCCACCUGGCUGGAUAUUGUUGUCAACCAGGUGCUGAAACCGUACGAGGGCAGUCCCAGCUUCCCCCGUGCUGCUCGACAGUUCCUCCUCAAGUGGUCAUUCUACAGCUCCAUGGUGAUCAGAGAUCUAACUCUGCGCUCCGCUGCAAGCUUUGGCUCCUUCCACCUCAUCCGUCUGCUCUAUGAUGAAUACAUGUUCUAUUUGGUAGAGCACCGUGUCGCCCAGGCAACUGGAGAGACGCCCAUCGCUGUCAUGGGGGAGUUUAGUGACCUCACUUCAAUGAUGCCAUCACUCAUGGAGAAAGAUGCUUCGUUCUCAGAUGAUCUUGCCAGUGAUGGAGAUAUGUUAAGGAGCAUGAGUGACAGGGACUUGAGUGAGCCGGCCGUGAAGAGAGAGAGAAUUGAGAUUAAUCACUCCCUGCAGGAGAUCUAAGAGCAGGGAUCACAGUGUCAGCCUCGCCCCAGACCACAGCUGCCCCAGCCGGUCCACACCACUCCUCCUCUGCUCCUGUGUGUGUGGAUGUGUGUACAUCUGUUCCAAGUCGGUUGUGUAUAUUAGCUGUGGAUGAAUGGCUGCUGAUGGCAAAGCCAAGGCUUAUUGUGAGGUUUUUACUUUAUCUUGAGGGCACAUAGGUGUGUUUCAGGUCAGUUUGUCUUUCUGCUCUCUCCCCUUUUCACUGCAAAAACAAAUUUUCAUACUCUUUGAAUUCAUAAUAUGAAUUCAUACUUUCAUAUUAUUUGUGUCUUGUUUUCCUGUAAAAUUACCUAAAUAUCCUUUAAAAGCAAUAUACAUUUACUUAAAAUAUUAAGACUUGUUUUUAGAGCAUAUAUCUUACAUUUAAUUUAAUAUUUUUUAUUUUGUGUUAUAAAUGUUUAUUUUUCUUGUUUUAAACAUUUAAACCUUAUUAAAAUUAGAUUUUUCUUAAAACAAGAAUGAGCUAAGAAAAAACUUAACUCAAGACACAUGUUCUGAAAUAAGUCGUAAACAACGGUGCCUCAAGUAAAGGGAAGUUGUUUUUAAGCUGUUUAGAUCAUUUUACUGGAAAUCAAGACAAAGAUAAUGAUUGAGGAAAUGAAGUUUUACAGUUUAGGUUUUCUGCAACCGUGAAACAAGAACGUGCUGUGCUAAAGGUGGAUUUUGUGUGUGCUUUUAUUUUGAUGUGCCAUAGUCUCUCAGUGCCUUAGAUGAGAAAAGAAACACUAGAGCAGAAUUGUCUCUCUCUUUCUGUCUUUCUCUGUCGUUCCUCGGCCGUGCCUCUAAACGCAGAAUGAAUGUAUCGUCUCAAAACCUCAGAUGUCUAAAGCACCUUUUAAAGAUAGUCACGUUUUUAGUAGUGCCAUUUAAAGACCUUCUGCCUCGCCGUUUUCUGCAGUCCCUCAGGCAUAAAUGCAACUCGCUGACCCAAAGCUGCCCGUACAACUGCACCGCAGCGGUGACCAAAACCUGCUGUACAUGCAAAACCUCUCCAAAUGGAGGGUAAACUCUCAAUUCUUGCAGUUUUGUAGAUAAACCCCUGGCCAUAUGAGAUGAGUAGUCGAUACCUCAAUAGUUAAUAAUCUUCUUUGUCUAACUUGACUAUUGUUUAUAAAAAGUUAUUAUAAAAGAGAUUAUUUAAAUUGGUUCCUUCUGAUUGGUUGCCCUACAACCAUCACAUUCUCAUUCGAAAGUUCCAGGAUGUUCAUAUGCCAACUGUGUUGAGGUUAUUAGCUCUGAGAAACCCAAGUACAACCGUUCCCAAAUAUGGUUUGUGAAACAAAUAGACUAGUUUUGUAGUUUGUAGUCAAAGAGUUCUUAGUAGUUUACAGUGCUUAAAAAGAGCCUAGAUAAUUUGUGAAUAUAUUGAGUGUGUGUGUGUGUGUGUGUGUGUGUGUGUGUGUGUGUGUGUGUGUGUGUGUGUGAAUAUGCACGUGCACAAGGCCUCCUGAAGUAACUGUGAGUGCGCGCCAACUAGGUUAUGUGAAUAGUUUUUGUGUAAUUUUAUUAAAACAAACAAAUGUACUGAGAUUUUUACAUAGCCUGUAUACUUUUUUUUUUUUUUUUAUAUAAAGAUAAAAAAAAAAAAACUUUCUUUGGAUAACAGAUUAAGUAGAUAUUGCGUAUACGUAAUGGCAAAAAGGGAUAAAUUGAAUGUUUUAAAGAGUGACAUGUUCUAAUUCUAUAAAAAGUCAUGCCUAAGUAAACUAUUCUUCAAGAUUUAGAAAAUCCAAGAGAGACAUGUCCAGUUACCGAAUAUGCAUAUACUUACAGAUACGCCUCAUCAACUGGUGCUGUACAUCUUAUGUAAGAUCUAUUGAUUAAUUUUAACACUUUUGAUGGAAAGCUAUUUAUGUGCCCAACAGAUUGACGUGAAGCUGGAAAAAUGUUCAGGAGAUAAUGUCAUGAAAUUUUUAUUGUUUUGAUUUACGCUGAACCUGGUUGGGAUUUUUACUGGUGCCUAGUGGCUGCCCAUUAUGGGCCCUACAUGCCCCUCUCUGCUAUUUACAAAGAUAGAUCAUUUCUAAUAGCUGUUUUGUGUUUGUUUCCGAGAAGUGAUUGGCUGAUGUUCUCUCACUGUGGUCGGUUGUGUCCCCGAACGCCUGGCACGGUUCUUUGCCUUGUGUGUGUGUGUGUGUGUGUGUGUGUGUGUGUGCUUGGGAAAGGGAACUUUGUCAUUUGUAUUGUUGUUUUUUGUAAUGCUGUUUAAAAGUUUCUGGCUAAGGAUUAUUUUUAUUGAGGUAAAUGCAAUUCCUCUCACUACUAUAUUGUUUCCUUAUUUUUGCGUCUUUAAAAAAUUGCUCUCUAUUUAGCCUGAGAACAGACUAUGGUCUGUAACAACUGCUUAAUUCGACUGUAUUUUGUACUGGUAAAAUUGUAAUAAAUUUGUGU
Molecule: messenger RNA, 4915 nt
Organism: Xyrauchen texanus (razorback sucker)
Lineage: Eukaryota; Metazoa; Chordata; Actinopteri; Cypriniformes; Catostomidae
Gene: rfx2
Product: regulatory factor X, 2 (influences HLA class II expression)
Exons: 18
Coding region: 275-2482 (735 amino acids)
Biological process (GO): regulation of transcription by RNA polymerase II
Cellular component (GO): nucleus
Molecular function (GO): DNA-binding transcription factor activity, RNA polymerase II-specific; RNA polymerase II cis-regulatory region sequence-specific DNA binding
Source: RefSeq, a predicted model, not a curated record